Lactuca virosa is the source of this 1051-nucleotide messenger RNA. The record is from the annotation of a GenBank genome assembly. NCBI's taxonomy places the organism in Eukaryota, Viridiplantae, Streptophyta, Magnoliopsida, Asterales, Asteraceae.
AUCUGAUUGUAGAUCCAUUCUCAAAUCAUUGAUACCUUCAGCCAACUCAUAAUGGUUAUUCUCUCUGAUACUGAAGGCGGAUCAUCAUCUUCUUCACCGGUUGAUGGACAUAUGUAUGACGUACUUUUAACCUUUAAUGGUACUGAUAGUCGUUAUAGUUUCCCUGAUCACCUUUAUAAGGCCCUUUGGGCUGCUAAAAUCACUACCCGUUUUGAUAAUAAACAGUUUCAGAUAGGGGCAAGAUUGAAACUAGAAUCAGAGACUCUGACUAAAACAUAUAGGGUUUCUCUUAUCUUGUUGUCGGAGAAUUACGCUAAUUCCAGAUGGUGCCUUGAGGAAUUGGUGCUGAUCCUGGAGCAAUGCUCGACAUCAAACCAUACUGUUCUCCCCAUCUAUUAUUAUGUUGAGCCCAGCGAUGUGAGGGAGCAACAAGGUAGCUUCGGAGAUGCCAUGGCCAGGUAUAGACAGGAGAUGGAGGGCGAGACAGAUGCAAAUAAAAAAAGUCAAUUGGCUGAAAAGAUUGAGCAAUGGAAUAAAGCACUUAAAGAAGUAGCUGAUUUAAGAGGGCUGCACGUAAAGGGCGGCAGGCUAGAGACGGAGAUUAUUCAAGACAUUGUUAGGGAUGUCAACCAUAUAUUACGCAGAUCCAUAAGAAGUCCUCUGCCUCUAGACCUGAGGUUUCAUCCCGAGAUGGAGCAGCCAAACCACCAUGAAAUCCCCCUCCAAGCCAUACAAAAUUCUGUUGCUUAUCAAUGCUUGCAAGAAACUCGGGAAGAACGACCUACAAUUGGUGAGGUUGCAUUCCAACUAAAGGAGGCCAUGAAAAUACAAUUGGAAGAUGAGAUCCUUUGAUAAGUUACACCUUUGAGGGCAUUGGAAUAAGGUGUGGUAGAUAUCCUAAACAGACGUCAUGGAACUCCGUGCUUGAUAUUCCCCUUGUUGAUUUUGUUUUAUGUUGUUGGACUAUUUUAUGAUCAGUGACAUCGAUGUUUUUUUUCAUCUUUAUCUUUAGUUUAUAACGUUUUUUUAUUUUUUUUUUAUUUUCCUGUCU